AUGAAUGCGGGAAGAUGGACGCGCGGUUCCUACGGAUCCCACUGUGAGUUCAAUCGUGCCAGGAGAAUGCCUACGAGCCUACCCCAAGAAAACUUUUACAGGAUAAAGAAGACCGACGAACGUGAUAACGUGGGACGAAAUUUGGAGUACGAACUAAUAAUGCUUACUUUUAACUCUCAUGCGCCCGUUCCUUAUGGACUUAGUGGCACCUUGUACUGUGACCAGCAGGCCUUGAAAGAUCAGUUGGGCUGCGAUUUGAACUGGCUGAUCAGGAACUCUGCGGCGAACCAGGAAUUAUCAUCCCCAUUGACACCAAGUUGUAAGAUCCGGACGGUUAUGGAUCUCACAAGACGAUUGCGACAAUUGGAUUAUACGCAGUUCGCAGCCAGUAGUCAAUAG
This is a messenger RNA of Opisthorchis viverrini, 399 nucleotides long. RefSeq lists its product as hypothetical. Bases 1 to 399 code for a protein of 132 amino acids. The transcript is spliced from 3 exons. The record is from RefSeq and is a predicted model, not a curated record. Lineage: Eukaryota; Metazoa; Platyhelminthes; Trematoda; Opisthorchiida; Opisthorchiidae.